This is a messenger RNA of Adelges cooleyi (spruce gall adelgid), 2972 nucleotides long. RefSeq lists its product as uncharacterized. Lineage: Eukaryota; Metazoa; Arthropoda; Insecta; Hemiptera; Adelgidae. Bases 193 to 2184 code for a protein of 663 amino acids. The record is from RefSeq and is a predicted model, not a curated record. Gene Ontology annotation, molecular function: protein binding. The transcript is spliced from 8 exons.
GAUAUAGAGUAUGGUUCAGUUUCUGUUUAGUGUGUGCUGAACGGUCGUGUCUGUUGGUUGUGUAAUCGAAGUGUCGUUUGUUUUUUUAGUGUUCUAGCGUAUUUUUUUAAACGAUAAAUGUGUGUAUAGCAGACAACUUUUUAUGACAAAAUCUAUCAGAAAAACUAUUAAGCGCGGGAAAAAAGAUCAGAUAUGAGAUUGUUCAAAAGGCGGUGUUCCGAUCCUAGCCCACAGCUUGUCAGUUUAUCACCGAUCGAACAUCAGGACCAGAAAGAAGCGACUUCCGGUUAUACAACUCCGAAGGGAUGCAUUACGCCCGAAAACGGUUCACCUAAACCGCAUAAAAAAUGUUUAGCGACAUGGGGUAAAAAAGUCGGGCGCAAGUGGGACCAAUUGAAGAGGAGCGAAUCUUCCGAGCUGCUUCAAGUGUCGCCGAUCCGCAAAAGACAGUGGUCGCCCCUGUCCAAAGCCAACAUGGCUGACCAAGAGCCUGACGUGCACCAGCGCUACAUGGAAAAGUUGCAGACCAGACGGUUGUCGAGAAUCGAGAACAUUCGGAACGCGGUCAGUCCCGAAUUAUUAUUGUCGACGGAAACCCAAGACGCCGACUGGUUGAAGACUAAAUGUCAAAAGGGCUUGGAAGACCUGUACGCCAUGGAGCGGCCACCGGACGUUAGGAACGUUUCGCCGGGCCGUAACGUGAAAAUGCGAAGAACCCGGUUGCCGGCGGGCAUCGUGGAAAACCCUCUGGAAGAACAGUGCAUCUUGGAAUAUCUGUUAGCCAACAAACGAGCGCUGGGGUUGGACCGGAAGGCGGCCGUCGAUUUGCAAAACCUUAGCUACGAGGAUCUGUUGAAAGUGUUCAACCGGGUGACCGCCGCCGAUCAGAAUAGCAGUAACGCCACUCUGAAAAACCGCAGACGAAGGCACACGACUUUCGGCGAAGCUUUGAUGUUUAGCAAACCGCACGAGACCGUCGGCGGCGGCGGCGGCGGCGGAAUAGUGUUGAAAGCAGACGAGAGCGGCUAUGAGAGCGACUCGACCAGAAACGGCGGAGAUUCUCCCCGCGGAUCGAUCAAGUCGCAGUCUUCCAACGACAACGACAACGAGUUCAGGAAGAACGUUCGCAUAGGCCUGAACAGGGGCGACGUUAAGGAAUUGCAGCUGCACACCAGCAUGGAAAAAUUAUCGUUGGCGUGCGACGAAUGCAAGAAGCCGGCGGAUCAAAACAUCAGCCUGUACCAGAGGUUUUUAAUGAAAAAAGGCAGUUGUCUGGGUCCGAACAACAACAGGUACCAUCAUGCGGCUGCGGAAAUUAAAACCGUGCGGAUUAACAAACGGUACGGGGAAGACGUCGGAGUUAAAAUCGAAUUUCGCGAUUCUGGAACUUCCCGAUCGGGCAUGUACUUCAUCACGGCACUAUCCGGCCCCGCGGCAAGAGACGGUAGGUUGUGCAUUGACGACGAGAUAGUCAAAGUGAACGGUACUCGGGUGCGGGGCAUGAAACAGCAAGACGUCGAAUCUUUACUGCGGCCUACCAAGUACAACAUAGAGUUUGUCGUGUCUAGAUGCAAGAGUCAACUACCCCCCAAGUCUACCGACGCUGCCGAAACGACCGUUAAAGUAGUACAGAAACCCCCAACAGCUCCCAAGCACCACACCUCGGUCAAACCCGAAGACCCACACGAACCUGUCUGGAGCGCAUCCAGACAGUCGUCGUUGCCAGAGAUCAAGCUCGAGGAGAAACCGAAAAUAACCGGCAUGCGAAAGUUUUCAAUCCACAACGUGGACCAAACUAGACCCCCCAGAAAAGCACAGUUUCCCCAGUUGCCCAGGCCCAGGUCGCUGUCCGUGUCGCUGACCACGGUCGUGUUCUACAAAGGACCCGGUCACAAGUCUCUAGGGUUCAGCAUCGUCGGGGGCAUUGAUUCUCCUAAAGGCAGUAUGGGCAUUUUUGUCAAGACAAUUUUUCCCAGCGGUCAGGCGGCCGAAUCGAAACGGCUGAAAGAAGGCGAUGAAAUCAUAAGCGUAAACGGCAAAAACUUGGAAGGGUUCAGACAUUCGCAAGCCAUAGCUCUAUUCAAAGAAAUCAAAUCCGGCCAAAUUACCAUGCAGGUCGGACGAAGAGAUUUGUCGAGGAGGAACAGUAAGUCUAAGUCUUGCGAUGAAUUAGACAAAUUCUGAAAAUCCGUCGAAAUCGUUUAAACGGAAUAUUAUAUUUUCCUGUGAUACAAGACUUACAUUUGUUUACUAAUGAUAGUCAGAUUAAUAUUAAUAUUUAUUAUUUGUAUUAUUAUUAUUAUUUAUUAGUUAUUUUUAAUUGCAUACAUUUUGUCUGUAACGGAUAUCGUGAAAAAUAACAUUGUUGUACAAUAUAGUAUAUUGCGUUAGAGCCUAAUGACUCCAAAAAUAAAAUAUCUAGAUGUAUAAUUAUUAUUAUAGGUUUUUAAUGUGAUUGCGUUUUGAUGUUAACUUUUCUUUUCCUUUGAAUAAACCAUUUAUGCAGUUUGGAAAUUACUUUGAAAUAAUUGCUGUCCUCUACUAUAAUAUAAAACCCCAAACGAAUCGAAAUCGCAGUACAGCACACCACUCGUAGCGGAUCAGUCGGCCCGCGCAAACCGUACAAGCAAGUCGAUUCGUUUUCAUUCAGUUAAGAUGGCUCGUCAAGGGAUUCUUAUAGCCGCCGUCGUUUUGACGUUUAUUUGGCAAACGAGUUUGGCAAAAACCGUUCCAGCACUUGAUCCGUCCUUAGAAAUUAACCACGACGAAGACAUGCAGACAGAAGAAACAGGAGGUUUCCUGAUGAACAUGUUGUUUGGCGGUUUUCCUUGGCCUGGACCGUGGGGACCUGGAGGCGCACCGUGGGACGGACCUUGGGGCGGACCGUUUUACGGAUGAACGCUGACAGAGCAAACAAUGUGUGUACUUCAAUACUUGUACUUGCUACAUAAUAUAUUCAAAAUAAAUGGUGU